Molecule: messenger RNA, 4230 nt
Organism: Salarias fasciatus (jewelled blenny)
Lineage: Eukaryota; Metazoa; Chordata; Actinopteri; Blenniiformes; Blenniidae
Product: NACHT, LRR and PYD domains-containing protein 3-like
Exons: 18
Coding region: 179-3697 (1172 amino acids)
Molecular function (GO): protein binding
Source: RefSeq, a predicted model, not a curated record
CCCCUCCUGUUUCCUCCUUUGGGUGAGAAGUGAAAGCAUUUUAUCUGCGAACUGAGAGACGGACUGAGAAGAAAACAGGGCAGGUUCUUCUCUCCUCAAGUUUCCUCAGACAUGGAGAAGAGUCUGUAAGAAGAUGUGAAGAGAGUUCAGGUGUGUCGGUGUAGGUGUGUGUUCUGCCAUGGAUCAGUGUGAGGACAGAGAGGAGGGAGUCCCUCCCUCUCAAAGGGCUCGCUAUGGGGAACAUGAGAACCAGACCGAAGCUCAGAGUUCAUAUCCUGAAGUUGAACCCAGCUGUGUGUCCCUGAAGAGUGGCUGGUCCAAGGACGAUGUAAUAAAUUUCAGAGAACAGUGUGUCGGUGUAGGUGUGUGUUCUACCAUGGAUCAGUGUGAGGACAGAGAGGAGGGAGUCCCUCCCUGUAAAAGAGCUCGCUAUGGGGAACAUGAGAACCAGACCAAAGCUCAGAGUUCAAGUCCUGAAGUUGAACCCAGCUGUGUGUCCCUGAAGAGUGACUGGUCCAAGGACGAUGUAAUAAAUUUCAGAGGACACUCUGAGUCUGAGUUUCCAUCCAGCUGUUUGUCCCUGAAGAGUGGCUUCUCAAAGGACAUAUUUUUUGACUUCAGAGGACACUCCGACUCUGAGUUUCCAUCCCUGAAGAGUAAACGGUCGAUCAGUGAACCCCUUUUAUCUAAACCUGGAGCAGGAAGUGCUGAUGAGGGCGUCAGCCAGCAGAGCUCCCAGGUUCUCCGUGGAGGCUCCGCCCCUCAGCAUCAAACACAUCUGGACUCCAUCUUUAUGCUGCUGGAGGACAACAUGGUGACUUUCAUGAAGGAGGAGCUGAAGAAGAUGAAGAAGCUCCUGAGGCCAGAUUACCCAGCAUGCUCAGAGAGUGAGAGAGAGGAUGAGGAUGAAGAGCAGAGGAGCAGCAGAGAGUCAUUAGUGAGGAUCACACUGGACUUCCUGAGGAGGAUGGAGCAGGAGGAGCUGGCUGAGCGUCUGAGGAGCAGAAUGUCUGCUGGAGUCUGCCAACAGAAGCUGAAAUGUGGCCUGAAGAAGAGGUUCCAGUGUGUGUUUGAGGGAGUCUCUAAAGCAGGAGAGUCCACCUUCUUGAACCAGAUCUACACAGAGCUCCACAUCACAGAGGGAGGGACUGCAGAGGUCAAUCAGGAACAUGAGGUCAGACAGAUUGAAACAGCAUCCAGGACAGCAGACAGAGCAGAAACAAGCAUCAGACCAGGAGACAUCUUUAAGGCUUCACCUGGAAGAUCUCAACCAAUCAGAGCAGUGCUGACAAAUGGAGUGGCUGGCAUUGGGAAAACAGUCCUGACACAGAAGUUCACUCUGGACUGGGCUGAAGACAAAGCCAACCAGGACAUCCACUUCACAUUUCCAUUCACCUUCAGAGAGCUGAAUGUGCUGAAGGAGAAGAAGUUCAGCUUGGUGGGACUUGUUCAUCACUUCUUCACUGAAACCAAAGAAGCAGGAAUCUGCAGCUUUGAAGACUUCCAGGUGGUCUUCAUCUUGGACGGUCUGGAUGAGUGUCGACUCCCUCUGGACUUCCAGCACCCUGAGUUCCUGACUGAUGUUACAGAGUCCACCUCAGUGGAUGUUCUGCUGACAAACCUCAUCAGGGGGAAACUGCUUCCCUCUGCUCGCCUCUGGAUCACCACACGACCUGCAGCAGCCAAUCAGAUCCCUGCUGACUGUGUGGACAGGGUGACAGAGGUCCGAGGGUUCACUGACCCCCAGAAGGAGGAGUACUUCAGGAGGAGGUUCAGAGACGAGGAGCAGGCCAGCAGCAUCAUCUCCCACAUCAAGACCUCCCGAAGCCUCCACAUCAUGUGCCACAUCCCGGUCUUCUGCUGGAUCACUGCUACAGUUCUGGAGAAGGUGUUGAAGAGCAGAGAGGGAGGAGAGCUGCCCAAGACCCUGACUCAGAUGUACAUCCACCACCUGGUGGUCCAGGCCAAAGUCAAGAAAGUCAAGUAUGAUGGAGGAGCUGCCACAGAUCCACACUGGAGUCCAGAGAGCAGGGAGAUGAUGGAGUCUCUGGGAAAACUGGCUUUUGAGGAGCUGCAGAAAAGAAACCUGAUCUUCUAUGAACCCGACCUGACAGAGUGUGGCAUCGAUCUCAGAGCAGCCUCAGUGUACUCAGGAAUGUUGACACAGAUCUUUAGAGAGGAGAGCGGCCUGUACCAGGACAAGGUGUUCUGCUUCAUCCAUCUGAGCCUUCAGGAGUUUCUGGCUGCUCUUCAUGUCCAUCAGACCUUCAUCCAGUCUGGAAUCAACCUGCUGGAAGAACAACAGCAAACCUCCAAAGGCAGUUAUAUGACGUUGUUGAGGAAGAAACCUAAUCUCCACCAUCUCCAUCAGAGAGCAGUGGACGAGGCCUUGAAGAGUCCAAAUGGACACCUGGACUUGUUCCUCCGCUUCCUCCUGGGUCUUUCACUGCCGACCAAUCAGAGUCUCCUUCAAGGUCUGCUGACACAGACAGGAAGUAGCUCACAGACUAAUCAGGAAACAGUGAAGUACAUCAAGAAGAAGCUGAGUGAGAGUCUGUCUGCAGAGAGAAGCAUCAAUCUGUUCCACUGUCUGAAUGAACUUAAUGAUGGUUCUCUGGUGGAGGAGAUCCAACAGUCCCUGAGAUCAGGACGUCUCUCUGGAGACAAACUGUCUCCUGCUCAGUGGUCAGCUCUGGUCUUCAUCUUACUGUCUUCUGAAGAAGAUCUGGAGAUGUUUGACCUGAAGAAAUACUCUGCUUCAGAAGCGGCUCUUCUGAAGCUGCUGCCAGUGGUCAAAGCCUCCAACAAAGCUCUGUUGAGCUGCUGUGGUCUGUCAGAGAGAAGUUGUGGCGCUCUGUCCUCAGUUCUCAGCUCUCAGUCCUCCCGUCUGAUUCAUCUGGACCUGAGUAACAAUGACCUGCAGGAUUCAGGAGUGAAGAUACUGUGUUCUGGACUGUGGAGUCCUCACUGUAAACUGGAAGCUCUGAGGUUGGAAGACUGUGAUUUGUCAAAGACCAGCUGUUCUUCUCUGGCCUCAGUUCUCAAGUCCAAACCCUCCCUCCUGAAGCAUCUGGACCUGGGUCGGAGCCAGAAGCUGGAUUCAGCAGUUGACCAGCUGUGUGGUUUUCUGGAGAGUCCACUCUGUUGUCUGGAGACUCUGAGGUUGUAUAACUGCAAUUUGUCGAAGAUCAGCUGUUCUUCUGUGGCCUCAGUUCUGAAGUCCAAACCCGCCCUCCUGAAACAUCUGGACCUGAGUAGGAACGAGCAGCUGGAUUCAGCAGUUGAGCAGCUGUGUGGUUUUCUGGAGAGUCCGCUCUGCCGUCUGGAGACUCUGAGGUUGUAUGACUGCGGGUUGUCAGAGAUCAGCUGUUCUUCUCUCAUCUCAGUUCUGAAGUCCAAACCCUCCCUCCUGAAACAUCUGGACCUGAGUGACAACCAGCUGCAGGAUUCAGGAGUUGAGCAGCUGUGUGGUCUUCUGGAGAGUCCGCUCUGCAGUCUGGAGACUCUGGGGCUGCGGAGAUGCAGGUUGUCAGAGAUCUGCUGUUCUUCUCUGGUCUCAGCUCUGAAGUCCAACCCCUCCCACCUGAAGGAGCUCGACCUGCGUUACAACCGGCUGAAGGAUCCAGAUGUGCAGCAGCUGGUUGAUCUUCAGCAGAGUCCAGACUGCAGCCUGCAGACUCUGAGGUGGUUUUCCUGAGAGCAGAGAGACGCUGUGUGUCCUGAAGAUCUACACAGAGCAGAGCUUCAUCCAGGACUGAGUGACAGAGGAACCACCAGAGGAUCUGCUAAAUUUCAGUGGUGCAGUGUGAGGAGUUAUGAGACUGCAGCUUCGAACCAGGGUUCCUCUGAAUUGAACACAAUAUCAUUGUUAUGUGUGGACUCCUCCUCCUCCUCCUCCUCCUCCUCCUCCUCCUCCUCACUGAGACAUUUGUCUUUGUAAUCAAUCUCAUCAUCUUGUGGGUGUAAAAGAACUUGUAUUAUCUGGAAAUUUAAAAUUGAUUUGAAAAUUCAAGUCUGUUCGGAAAUAAAUCCAACAGGUAGAACAGAAGCACUUCCUUUUUACACCAGCCCACAGUGGGUGAACCCCACCUUAUUCUGCUUCAUGUCCCACUGCUGCCAGAGACCAGCCUGACGAGCAACACCAAAGCCAAAAGUUUUUAAACUCAAUUUCAAGAUUUGCUCUUGAAUCUAUAAAAUAAAAUAAAAUAAAAUAAAAUAAAAUAAAAUAAA